Merops nubicus (carmine bee-eater) is the source of this 2029-nucleotide messenger RNA. RefSeq names its product glucosidase, beta (bile acid) 2 (gene GBA2). The transcript has 15 exons. Gene Ontology annotation, molecular function: beta-glucosidase activity. The record is from RefSeq and is a predicted model, not a curated record. Gene Ontology annotation, biological process: central nervous system development; carbohydrate metabolic process. Lineage: Eukaryota; Metazoa; Chordata; Aves; Coraciiformes; Meropidae. The annotation marks the transcript as partial.
GCCUUUGGGUGAGGGGUUAUCUGAUAGGCAGUGCCUGGCUGCAGAGCUGGUGUGUGAGCAGAGAUACUUCAGGUGGUGGUACAAGAAGACUCGCAUAGAGAAGAAAUCUGCCUUCAUUGACCUCUUGUGUGCUGUUCCUCUGCAGCAGAUCUAUGGGUGCCCGCUGGGCGGGAUCGGGGGAGGCACCAUCACCCGUGGCUGGCGGGGUGAGUUUUGUCGCUGGCAGCUGAACCCUGGCAUUUAUCACUAUGAAACAGUCAUUGCUGACCAGUUCACGGUGUGCCUGCGUUGCAAGGGGCAGACGAUUUACCAGCAGGUCUUGUCUGUGGAGAGACCCAGCACUCUGCAGGGCUGGAACUGGGGAUACUGUGGUCACUAUGCCUUCUACCAUGCCCUGUACCCCCGUGCCUGGAUGGUCUAUGAGCUCCCGGGGCAAAAUGUGGUGCUCACUUGUCGCCAGGUCUCUCCUGUCAUCCCCCAUGACUAUAAGGACUCCAGCCUGCCAGUGGGAGUGUUCAUCUGGGAGGUGGAGAAUGGGAGGGAUGAGGACGUGGAUGUGUCCAUCAUGUUCAGCCUGCAGAACGGCAUGGGAACGAAGGAGGACAGGAGUGGAGGGCACUGGAACGAGCCCUUUGCCUUUGAGAAGGAGGGCGAGCGGGUUGCCGGAGUCCUGCUGCACCACUGCACACGUGUGAACCCCUUCACCCUGGCGAUCUCUGCCCGGGAGAAGGCUGGCACAGGAGUCACCCACUUCACGGCAUUCAAUCCUGCAGGAGUGGGUAGAGAAGUGUGGCAGGACCUUCUGCAGGACGGCAGGCUGGACUCCCCCGCUGGUAAAAGCAGCCCGACAGAGAAAGGGGAGGUGACAGCGGCAGCAGUGUGUGCCAGCUGCAGGGUGCCAGCCCGGGGGCACAGGACACUGGAGCUGGCCCUGGCUUGGGAUAUGCCCCAAGUUCACUUUGGCUCCAAGGAGAAGCUGCACCUCAGGCGGUACACCCGUUUUUUUGGCAGUGGAGGCGAUGCUGCUCCUGCCCUGUCACAUCACGCCCUGUUGCACUACGAGGAGUGGGAGAGGAAGAUCGAAAUGUGGCAGAAGCCUGUUCUGGAGAACAGGCAGCUGCCUUCCUGGUACAAGUCGGCCCUCUUCAAUGAGCUCUACUUCAUGACAGAUGGGGGGACCGUCUGGGUGGAGCUGCCCUCAGGCUGCCGUGCUGAGGACCUGCAGGGGCCAGCUGGUGCUGGCCUCUCCCACCUCCUCCCUGUCCUGCAGGAGUAUGGAAGGUUUGCUUAUUUGGAAGGUCAGGAGUACCGGAUGUACAACACCUAUGAUGUCCACUUCUACGCCUCCUUUGCUCUCGUCAUGCUGUGGCCCAAGCUGCAGAUCAGCCUGCAGUAUGACAUUGCUGUCACAGUGGUGAACGAGGAUGUCCAGCCCCGGCAGUACUUGAUGAGUGGUCAGACAGCCCAGGUGAAGCUGAAGAAUGUGGUGCCACAUGAUAUUGGGGAUCCAGGUGACGAGCCGUGGCAGCGUGUCAAUGCCUACCUGAUGCACGACACGGCCGACUGGAAGGACCUCAACCUGAAGUUUGUGCUGCAGGUCUACCGUGACUACUACCUGACACAUGACUGUCAGUACUUGCGGGACAUGUGGCCAGUCUGCCAGGUCGUGAUGGAGUCGGAGCUGAAGUUUGACACAGACAACGAUGGGCUCAUUGAAAACGGUGGCUUUGCUGACCAGACAUAUGACGCGUGGGUUGUACAUGGAGCCAGCGCCUACUGUGGGGGGCUGUGGCUGGCAGCUGUCUGCAUGAUGUGCAAGAUGGCUGAGGUGCUUGGGGACGCCAAGGCCCACCAGAAAUACACGGACAUCCUGACCAAGGGCAAGGAGGCAUUUGAGAGGAUGCUCUGGAAUGGAAAAUACUACAACUACGACAGCAGCAGGAGCGACACUUCCAGCAGCAUCAUGUCAGACCAGUGCGCCGGGCAGUGGUUUCUCGGGGCUUGUGGCCUGGAUCAAGAGGCAUUUGAG